CACGAGGAUAAUUUCGGUACUUGUCGGUGUUGUAAGAUUGAAAAUGGAGUCCGGAACUUAACUGUAAAUCCAAGUAGAGGAGCAUAAAAUACCGUUUUUUCUUACUUCUGAUCAAGAUUUAGGUUUCAACGAGAUCACAGAUCGUGGGAAUGGCUUCAGCGUCGCGUAAAAACCAAUUCAAAGUGGUUUUGCUAGGGGAGGGCUGCGUUGGUAAGACGUCCCUUAUGCUCCGAUACGUACAAGACAAGUUCAACGAUAAGCAUUUAACUACCUUACAAGUAGGUAACUUUUUGUGUUACGUGAGUCGUAAACCUGGCCCAGAGCCAUCACAUGAUACAGUAUAUAAGAUUUGGAAAAAGGGCAUAAAUUAAAGAGUUACUUAACUUAUCAUAUCAUAGCUCUUUCCAGUCAGACUGGAGACCGGCCCAUUUCUUCAUACGAUUCCCGAUAUCAGUACUGAAUGGACAAUGUCUUCUGUGUUUAUGAUGAGUUAAGGUGUUGAUGUAUCAGUUUAAGAAAUAUUUAGGUAAUUGAGAGUAUUAGAUUAUUUGGACAUAUCAUGAAAUUGAAAUUUGUGUGAAAUAAAGGAUGAUCGACAACUUUGUGCUGAAGUUACUCCUUUAUUACUUCGUACAAAACGUAUAAUUCUAAAACAGAUGCUUACGUAAAUGCGAUUAGUUCCUUACAUUUCAUAAAACAUUCCAACCAAAAGUUAAUUUAGUUACAACUAAGGGAUUUAUAUGUUGGAGCUUGCUUUGAUCUAUUCAAAAGAAAUUGCAACAACAAAACCGAAAAACAACCGGAUGUGAAUGUGCAUGUUAUGUAUAGACUUACAUCGAGUUAGGACAGAACAAGAGACUACUAAUUUACCUGGCUACCUUAGUAUUCUUCAUUUAGGAAUGUAAGGGAUAUUUUGCACCAAUAGGUGAUUUCCUUUACUUUCUCUUUGAUAAUAAAACCAUUGGGAAAUAACUGUGAACAACUUCAUUUUGAGAGUAUUUGAAUAUGUAUGUUGUAAACAUGUUUGAAAACUUCUGGAAUUUUCUCUGCAGACAGAGGCUAACCUCUUAAAACACUUCAGACAUGUAAACAUUUGUGAAAAAAUUUUGAAUAAUUAAAGCAAGUCUUUGAGCAGAUGUCACACUUUCAACUUACAGUCCUUUUAAUUUGGACAGUAGAAGUACAUGUAGCUUAUUUAAAGGGGUGAGCAAUGAAAAACCAGGACACAGGAGGUACCAUGCUGUUUGGACACAUUGUGGGUCUAGGGCGCAGUGAUUAUUCACUGCUUGUUGACAUCACUAUUUAUUGUUCCCUUAAAAUUGCAACAUGAGCAACCAAAUUGCUGAACACCAUUGAGUCACAAACCACACCACAGACUGGGUUGUUGGACAAUGUUUCACCUAUACAAUGGGGAACUUUAAAACGUCUUACUUUUGAAAGCACGUUCAUUAACUUAAAACCAACCCCCCUCAACUUAUGUCCAACCAGUUCACAACAUUUACUCAAACUUACCAAACUGAAGGACCUAACAUUACUCACGGAUCAAAACCAAAAAAUUAGAGCUGAUUUACAAUAAAGCCUUCUCUCACCUAGAUAAUGAGACUAUCAAGACCAUGUUAUAAUAGUUAUUAAAUGCUUUCAUCUUCAGAACAAAACUUGGCACAUGUGAUAAACCUUUUUGUUGGUAUGCAUAUUAAUAACUGAAGUGAAAUAUUGUCUCAUUGUUUCUUUCAAGGCAUCAUUCUUGAAUAAAAGAUUAAAUAUAGAUGGGCAAAGAGUGAACAUUGCAAUAUGGGUGAGUAUAUUGAUUCAAAGUUAACACACUACCUGUUGAUAAAAGGAGUUGGCAUAGCUAUGAAUUGAUUCAAUUGAUUUAAUUGUUGUAAGUUUAUAAGGAAAUUUCCAGUUAUUCCAAAACUCCAGAGAAAACUUAAAAGUAGAGACUGAGUCCUAGACAAGAAUAGGCUUCAGACUACAAUAUUUUAUAAUUUUUGAGUGUUGGAAUGUCAUAACAUAAUGCCCUGUUAUCUUAAAUCAAUUUCUCAUUCAUAUAUUUAUCUAUCUAUAGGACACAGCAGGCCAGGAAAGAUUUCAUGCUUUAGGACCAAUUUAUUACAGAGAUAGGUAGGGAGUCAACAUACUUUUGGAGUUUUCUGUUGUGUGCUUUAUAUAAAAGUAGCUACCAAGUAUUGUUGUGAGGUGUCUGGUGUCAAGUAGACCACAGAGCAUGUCAAAAUCAUUUAUGUGUAUUUCCUUUAAUAGAUCAUAAGAACAAAUUGGAAUGCAUAUAUAACUCAGACCGUUAUAUCAUCGUAAAGCUAUAAUUGGGCUGAUCUGAACUGAUUAUUUCUAAGUUGGUUUUUUUUUUCAUUUUUGCAGCAAUGGUGCAAUUCUAGUUUAUGAUAUAACAGAUGAAGAUUCCUUUUUCAAGGUAAUAAAAGUUAUGAUGUUACUUGACUGUUACAAAUGCACAGUGUAAUGAAUGUUGUAGCAUUUAUAAAUUAAUAAUUCAGUUGUAUAUCUUUUGUAUGAUAAACAGGUGAAAAACUGGGUCAAGGAACUUAAGAAAAUGUUGGGAGAAGAUAUUGCACUCUGCAUAGCAGGUAAUAAUGUCUACUUGUAGUUUUGUGUGUUGAGAUAGAUAUCACCUCUCUUGAUGUACCCUAUAUUGAUAUUUGAUCAUUAUCUUUACAAUAGGAAACAAAAUUGACCUCGAAAAAGACAGACAUGUGGAGGCAUCAGAGGCAGAAGCGUAAGUCUGUUAUCUUAAAACUCUUUACUGCUUUUGUUACCUUCUAAGAGUCAAAAUUUAGGAUACUGUAGACACCAGUAUAUAAGCUGCACCAGCAGAUAAGCCACACCCCAUGUUUGGAAGGUGGAGUUUUAAGAGGGUUGCUUUUUAUUUGGGUUACAUCACUAACAUUGAACACAGAUAACACUUUGUAUCAUAGCUUAUAACUUUAGCUGUAUUAGUAGGGACAUCAUGUCCACUGACUUAGACUUUAGUUUUUUUUUUUAAACUCUCAGACUGGUAUUGUUCAACCAGUACUUUUUUCAUUCCUGUCAGAUUUUAAAUCAAGUGGUAAAGAAAAAAGCAGAAAAUAUUUUUUGGUUCCUUGGGUUUCUUAUAGCUUAGUUGCCAAGCAUUUGAUCAGGGGAAGGGAUACUAGACACAACUAGCUUCUGAAACAUAAAAUGUUCAUGGCAACACACAGCAAGGUUCCUUGUCAGUAACUUUUAGCUACUCAAGGAUGCUACACAAUAUUAUUAAUAUAUCAGCACCUUCAAAAUGCACAUGAAGGGGGUGGAAACCCUUUGUAACUUUAAAAAAAUAGCCAAGAACAGGAGAGUAAUCAAAGAAACUGAAAGUGAGCUUGUAAUAAUUUUGUCUUAGAUCAUGAUAAACAGGUAUAUUGUAAAUCACAGAUCUUCAAUCAUUAUAAUUCCAGGUAUGCCAAGACAGUAGGGGCAAAGCACUUCCAUACAUCAGCAAAACUUAACAAAGGUGUAGAAGAAAUGUUCUUUGAGCUUGCAAAGCGUAAGUGUUAUUUUGUACUUUAAUUUCUAGCCAUAUGAUGAAUUCCUCCCUAAAAAUAUUCACAUAUAGUUUGCUACUUUUUCAGGUGGUUUGUGUAUCUGGAAAAUUGUAACCAAAAAAAUGUGUUGUUCUUCUCCAUCUGUCACCUUUUUUUGUUCCAUUUUGGUUAAUUCUUGCCUCCCUGGUAUUUAUCCUUACUAAAAACAUGAAAACCUCUCCUUUAAUGUUACCCACUUUAAAAAAAGAAAUACGUAAAGUUUAGUGGAAUUGGAAUUUGUCAUGAGUUUGUCAAAUGCCUGGGGAAAAAAGUUCUUGCACCAUACCUGUGGUUGUAGACUGUUAAUGAACAGUUAACUUAACUUGAGUGAUUGCAUCAUGCGCACAUUGCAAGUGGUAUUUGUUACGGUUUUUUCCUCAAAGAAAUGUUGGAGAGACAAGAAAAAAAUGAGGGCAAUCGUGAUGGAAUACCUGACAGAGGAAAUGGCAGGCGGAAGAAUGUGGUAAUAGUUGAUGAACAACCCCAGCGACAGAGCAGUAGUGGUUGUUGUGGUGGAGGGGGAUCAUAGAGUUUAUCAUGUGCAAACUGUGGUUUGCAUUAUCAAUCAGUUCUCUCUCUUGUCUCUGUAAUAUAGAGCUUUAGAUAAGGUAAACGAUAGUUUAUCAACAGCUAAUAGUGUGGAGAUAAUGUUUUGCAAGGAGGAAGUGGUCUGACCCCAAGUUUGAUAGUCCUGAGAACCAUAGAUCUUUAUAAUGCCAUAGAUCUUUAUAAUGUUUAGUGCGGAAAAGGACAAUUUAAUAUAAGUAUUCCUUGUAUCAAUUAUUUUGUCUUUCUCAGUAACUAAUUGCCUGUCACUUCUUUUAAAGCUGGUAGUUAUAAUUUGGCAAUAGUUCUAUUAUAUUUACCCCAAACUUCUUUGGGGUAUUUGGUAUUUGAAUACUGUACUACAGGUGCAGGUGUAAAUUGACAAGCAAUAAAUAUUAAUCAAGUUGAGUAAUGAAGUGCCUAAGGGGUUGAAGAAUUAGACUGACAAACUGUUAAAUGGCCUGUUUUCUCAAAUGAUUUAAGCUGUCAAAUACAUUUGUAUUCUGAGAGGAUAGUGAAUCUGGCUUUUUCAAACGUGAAAAGAUGAGAUGACCUCCUGAACCAUGUCAUAUCUCGCCAUGAAAUUGUAAGAGGGUGUAUGACCCAAAAAGGUGCAUUUACCUUGUUUUUAGCUUAAUGGGCUCACUUAUUAAUUAAAAAUAAAAGUGAUUUUGUUCUGACAAUAUACUCCUAAGCUGCGUCUAAAUGUAGUAAUAGGACAAUCUUUUCUAUUUUAUAGCUAUGUAACUUGUGGUAACUUAGUUGACAUAUAGUGGUUUUGAUAACAAGUGGUAAGCCUGCAGCUAUAGCCUCCUUAUCACUUUCAGUGUAUUGUACAUUCAUAACAAAAAACCACAUUAACUAGAUUGUGUCAAUCAUGAGUGAUGUUCAGUUGCAUAUUUUGCACUUCUAAAAGAUAAAUUAUGCCAAAUGCAGCUGACUCGUUAGUGGUGAGAUCAGAUCUGGAUUGGAAAAGUCCUUUUUUGGAUAUAACUGGAAUCAAAGAACAGGCUCUCAUCUCUCUUCAUGAAUGUAUGCCAGUGAUUUGAGAUUUUGAAAGUUGUUAUACUUGGCAGGACUGUCAAUAAGGGCUGUACCCUUAAUGUUACUGUUAAUGUUACGUCAAUUGCCGUCAUGUUACACCUCACCACAUUUUACACUGCUGUGGGUGAAAAUCCUCAGGUAAUGGCUGCUUCAAAACUUACAGCCAGCUCUGCUCUGUUUGCUGUCUAGUGGGUCUCUCUAGUUUUUUUUAAAAUUUUUUUUAUGAGGUAAAUGUUUUCCAAGCUUAUGUGAGGAAUGUAUAUGAAUACAAUAUUUCAGCAAAGAUUGCACAAGUGGUAAUAUUUUGGUAGUCUGAUGGUGUGAAGUUUUGUAAAAAUGAAAAUUACAUCAUGGAGAAUGCAAGUUAAGUUACUUUGUAAUUCUGAGCUUGGAGUUUUUACUGAGAAAUUAUUAUUAAGUUGUGCAUGCUUUCUUUGUCUGAUGAUUUUGUCAUUGCUUGCUGUAAAAUCACCCCAGUAAUUUUGUCCUCUUUUUUGUAUUGAAGAGUCAUAAUUUAUAUUAAAUAACAAUUUGUUGUUUCUAUUCAUCUCAAGAACAGGAUAACCUUUUUCAUUGAAUUUUCAACUCCAAAUAUCAAAUUUCUAUGUUUUGAUUGGUUCUCUCAACUCCAGUUACCAGCUCAUAUUCCAAGUCACCUCAUAUGGAAAUACAUUGUGCCAACUGUUGUGCAGCUGUAAAAGGGCUCCAAAUAUCCAAACAUUCAGGAUUUACAAGUAAUGAAAUUCAGUUAAAAAACAAUUAUUCCAUUCUCACUUGUUGGAUAUGAAACUGUUUACAGCCACCUUGGCACUAUUUACCAUCUCAUAUCCAAUGCCUUCUCAAGGAAUAAUUAAGUUCACACUCUAGAAACCAGCCUGGUAGCCAGUUAAUGUAUGAUAUAUAUUUCAAGGUAUUUAGUCACUGGAAUUUUACCCCAUUCUUUUCUCUUUGCCCUUGGUAUAAAAAUGCAAAAAUCACAAAUAUCUCUUAAUC
Pocillopora meandrina is the source of this 6158-nucleotide messenger RNA. The record is from the annotation of a GenBank genome assembly. NCBI's taxonomy places the organism in Eukaryota, Metazoa, Cnidaria, Anthozoa, Scleractinia, Pocilloporidae.